Messenger RNA from Cuscuta europaea, 1787 nucleotides. Lineage: Eukaryota; Viridiplantae; Streptophyta; Magnoliopsida; Solanales; Convolvulaceae. The record is from the annotation of a GenBank genome assembly.
AAUCACUAUAUGCUUUGUCCAUUGUCACCUUCUUACUUUUGAUCACCCGUUCAAACUAAAACUAAACCUUCCACGGUGACCAGCCGGCCAAUAGAUUUCCUUCCUUUUUCAACAAUUCUUCUAUGCAUAUAUUUUGUAUAGCUUGAGAAAUUUUGCUAUAGUUGCACAUUAUUACGUACUGAUCGACGACAAUAUAUGGAGGAAACAGAGGGUCGAUCUUUUGAGGAUACUCCGACGUGGGUUGUCGCCGUCGUGUGCUCCACCAUCAUCCUCCUUUCCCUACUAGCAGAGCGUGGCCUCCAUAAACUUGGAUUGCUGUUCAAGAAAAAGGGUUUAGAGACACUAUUUGAAGCCUUGCAGAAACUUAAGGAUGAGCUGAUGCUUUUGGGAUUUAUUUCACUACUUUUAACUGUAACUCAAGGGCUAAGCAAACAUUUAUGCAUUCCUCACUAUCUUUCAACCAUCAUGCUUCCAUGCAAAACCAAUGAAAAAUCUUCACAGCAUGAAAUUCCCUUUGCUGUUCGUCAUGAAACUGACACCAUGACAAGAAGACUUUUGACUGCAGAUACAAGCACGCAACAUUGUGCAAUCAAGGGGAAGGUGCCCAUGGUGUCUUUGGAGGCAUUACAUCAACUACACAUAUUUAUAUUUGUUAUGGCUCUUGUACAUGUUUUCUUCUGUGCCAUAACCAUGCUACUAGGAGGUGCAAGGGUAAGGCAAUGGCGGCAUUGGGAGAACUCGCGAAGAGCUAUAGAAGAACAAGUCAAUGAAAGAGCAAGGAGCUAUCGGAGAAAACAUGUUGUUGUAAGUUGGUUGGUGGCGUUUUUCAAACAAUUCCAUGAUCCGGUAACUAAGUCCGAUUACCUUUUACUGAGAUCAGAAUUCAUAGAAGCCCAUAUUCAAUCUAAUCCUGAUUUUAAUUUUCACAAAUAUAUGCUGAGAACGUUAGAACAUGAUUUCAAGAAAAUUGUGGGAAUUAGUUGGUACUUGUGGGUGUUCGUUGUUCUUUUCCUUCUGAUCAACAUUGCAGGAUGGCAUACUUAUUUUUGGAUGUCAUUUUUGCCAAUAACGCUUCUGCUUCUCGUGGGAACAAAACUAGAGCACAUUAUUACUGAGUUAGCCCAAGCUUUCGCAGAAAGAGAAUCAAAGGACGCUUCUGAUGAGUUGUUUUGGUUCAAAAGCCCAAAACUUGUGCUUCACCUAAUUCACUUCAUUCUGUUCCAGAACUCCUUUGAGAUCGCAUUCUUUUUCUGGAUUGCGUCUACGUACGGCUUUAGAUCAUGCAUCAUGGAAAGAUUGGGUUUCACUAUCCCGAAGCUUGUAAUGGGGUUGAUUGUUCAAGUUCUCUGCAGCUACAGCACAUUCCCUUUAUAUGCUUUAGUUACCCAGAUGGGGAGUAGUUUUAAACAAGGGAUGUUCGACCAACACACACACGCAGCUCUCGUUGACUGGGCCCAAGGAUCAAAAACGGGUUCAACGGCCCGUUUAAGAACACUCCCAUUUGAAGGCAUUGCUGUAUCUGAAAGGCCCGCAAUCCGAAAAGGACCCCCAUCAACAAUUCCGUUCUCUCGUUAUCCUCAUCAUAUAUAAUACUCCCAAAACUUAAAUUUGUAUUAGUUCUUUGUUCUUAAGCGUCUAAUUACAAAUUACUGAAGCUAAUAUCAAGCCUUAGGGAGAAAAUUAAUAAAGCAUGAAUUCGCAUGUUUUCCUCAGAACUUGUUUGUCUCAAUGUUCUCUUGGCAUAUGUGUAAGAAUUUCUAUAAUUGGAGUGUUUGGGUAAAAGUGCA